Messenger RNA from Platichthys flesus (European flounder), 1697 nucleotides. RefSeq names its product post-GPI attachment to proteins 2 (gene pgap2). The record is from RefSeq and is a predicted model, not a curated record. Gene Ontology annotation, cellular component: Golgi membrane; endoplasmic reticulum membrane. The transcript has 6 exons. Gene Ontology annotation, biological process: GPI anchor biosynthetic process. The coding region runs from base 348 to 1112 and encodes 254 amino acids. Lineage: Eukaryota; Metazoa; Chordata; Actinopteri; Pleuronectiformes; Pleuronectidae.
AGCCUGAUGCCGGUGACACGGAGCAAAGUCCGGUGGUUUUAUCCGGUAACGUUAAAGUGACGAGAAACAAAGUGUGUGGGUCCGGGUGGAGCAGCGGAGAGAAGCGGAGAGAAGCGGAGGAACUCAUCUAAAGUCUCCAUUACGGCUGGAGAUCAGCGGAAGUACACACGCAGCUGCCGCUAGCUAGCUAUGUGGUGACGCUGACAGGAAGAGCUCGAGCUCACGGGGGCUGAAUGGCGUCGACGCGGGGCACCUGGUGGAGUCGACCCGGGCAGCAGUGAAGAUGCAGCAUUGAGGACGUUGUAUUGCAUGCUGGGACAUUGAGUUUCCCGUGGUCCCCUGACAGGAUGCUCCAGGGGCCUUACGGGGGCCUGGACCGGGACCGGCCCCUGAUCCGGCUGCCCUUCACCAGCUUCGCUGUGGCCACGGUGCUGCUCCCUCUGACCGGCCUCAUCGCCUGCCUCCUCAUCUCUCUGCUGUACCACUACGAGGACGCCACGUACACACACUGCCAUGUGUCGAACUACCUCCCGUCCAUCAGCGCCGCCAUCAGCCGCAUGCCGGAGCGCUACAUCUGGCGCGGCUGCAUCGGCCUUCACUCUGCCCCACGCUACCUGGUGGCCGUGGCCUACUUUAACUUCUACCGCAGCCGCUUUGCCAAGAGGCUGCUGGAGCUGCUGCUCAGCGGACUGGUUCUCCUCUGCAGCCUCACGGAGAACACGGGCCUGCUGCUGCUCACAUACGUGUCGUCCACAGAAACGUACAGUCUUCAUAAAAACGGAUUCAUCGUGUUUGUAGGGAGCUCGCUGCUGCACAUGCUCAUUACCUGCUGGCUGUGGCAGGUGAUCAGGAGAUACUGUGUGAACCCAGAGGAAGUGACAUCAUACAAAUGGAAGGUGCGUCUCUUCCUGUUUAACGUGGGCUGUUGUCUGGCUGCAGCGUACUUCUUCAGACGCCACAACAAGUUCUGUGAGAGCGGAGUCUACACCCUGUUCGCCCUGUUUGAAUACCUGGUGGUUUUCUCCAACAUGGCCUUCCACAUGACGGCCUUCUGGGACUUCGGGAGCAAGGAGGUGAUAGUGGCCACGCCCCCUGAGGACAAACGAUACUGAACCUAACCCGAAGCCUUGAGUCAGAUCGGACGUGGACCUGAGUCCAGCAGCUGCUGUGAAGACUGGAGCGACAGACGUGAUGCUCACAUGUCCAGUUAGUUCUGUCAUGUGCUCAACGCAGGUUCUGAGACGAGACAACAAUAUGCUCAACAUGAAUCCUCUCUAAUGAUGACUCAGUGGCACAGCAAGUCAACCAAGGGUCCUCUGUGCAGGUGUAUUUUUAUAUUGUAUGAUAUGUAUAUUUGCGAGGACCAUUUUAAACAUCGACCUUACACAGUCGGGACCUUUUUGGAAAGUGAGGACAUUUUGGCCGAUCGUCACUUUCUCUCCGAGGCCGGUUAGAGGCUGAAGACUUGGUAUUUAUUCAGAUGGUUAAUGUGAGGGUGAGGGGCCGGACAAGCAUCAUGCUAAUGACAGAAGUACAAGAAUGUGUAUGUGGACCGUAGAUCACUUAUUUUCUCAAAGACGGUUUCUGUCAUCAGCAACAUAGACUCUAACAAGUUAGCAAGCUAGCAGUUUGGUAACGUCAAACGAAAAGAUGAGACUGUUCAGAGGUGUAAUUAAAAGUUUGAAGAAAUCUUAAAA